Fopius arisanus is the source of this 1417-nucleotide messenger RNA. Its product is annotated as leukocyte elastase inhibitor. The record is from RefSeq and is a predicted model, not a curated record. Lineage: Eukaryota; Metazoa; Arthropoda; Insecta; Hymenoptera; Braconidae. Gene Ontology annotation, molecular function: serine-type endopeptidase inhibitor activity. The transcript has 8 exons. Bases 102 to 1346 code for a protein of 414 amino acids.
GUAACGUUUUCACACAAUCUUGAAGUUUGAAUAUAUAAAGCAUCAGCAGUUUCAUAUUUCAGUUUAGUAAUUACCGAGUCGCAGAACAAUAUCGUACCGACAUGAGAGCUGUUUUGAUAUUCUCAAUUGCCUUUUUGGCUUCAUCGUGGGCCAUGGUCAUCCCGGAAAAUCCGGAGGCUCUACGCAUGGUCUCCAGGGGAAUGAAUCAAUUCUCUAAGGAAUUCUAUAAGAAAAACAUGAAGGGGAUGGCGGAAAAUUUUGUGAUGUCACCUAUCGGUAUCUCUAUGGUGACUGCUAUGGCAUCGUUUGGUGCAGGUGGUGAUACGAAAAAUCAAAUGCGUAAAUCCCUUGCGAUGCCAGAAGACGAAACCAUGGCGAAGAGUGGAAUCAAGAGCUUGAUCGAUCAGUCCAAUGACAUCAAGGGUGUUGAAUUGAAAAUGGCUAACAAGAUCUUCACGACAACGGGCGUUGAUAUGAAACCUGAAUUCAAAGAAGUAACUGAGAAGACAUUUGACUCGAUAGCUCAAAGUAUGGAUUUCACAAAACCUGAGGCUGCUGAGACCAUCAAUACGUGGGCAGCUGAGAUGACGAAUAACAAAAUCCAAAAUUUGAUGAAGCCAGACGACAUCAAAGACGCUUCAAUGGUACUGGCCAACGCCGUGUACUUCAAGGGAAAAUGGGCGAAACCUUUUGCCAAAGAAAUGACUACUACAAAACCAUUUAAUUUGAACGAAAAAACAACAAAAGACGUUAUGAUGAUGAGCAAAAUGGAUCGAAUGUUGUAUGGAGAGAUCCCUAGUAUCAACUCUAAAUUCAUAGAAAUUCCAUACGAGCGGUCGGAAGAAUCCCCAGGAAUGAGAGUCAACAUGUACCUCAUUGUACCAAAUGAACUAAACGACGGAUUACGGAAUUUGGAGAAUAAAAUAGAAAGUUUAGACUUAGAAACAGCUCGAGGACACGUAGGAAUGCGAGAUGUGAUGCUCCAGAUGCCCAAGUUCAAGAUGGAGAGCACCACUGAUCUGAAACCUGCAAUGGAAGAGAUGGGAAUGACUGAUAUGUUCAGUGAUAAGGCGGAUUUCAAGGGCAUCACUGAUGCUCCACCACUGAAGAUUGGAAAGGCCAUGCAGAAAGCUAUGAUUGAUGUGAAUGAAGAGGGUAGUGAAGCUGCUGCUGUUACUUCAAUGGUAGCAGUGCCCAUGUCAAUGCCUAUGCCUCCAGAAGACCCAGUGAUUAUGACGGUUGACAGACCUUUCUAUUUCGCUAUUAUUAUGGUCAAUGAUCAAUUAGAGGGAGGUGUAUCGAAAUCUGUACUUUUUAGUGGUCGCAUUGCGAACCCCGAAUACUGAUUUCUAUUUUCUUAAAUUGUAAUAAUUAUGUAAUCGAUAACAAUGAAUAAAAUGAAAUGAUUCAACCAUGA